GCGUUUUUCUUCGCCGGCGAGGGAUCAAGAAAGCAUGACGGACGAGCGAGAAAUCAAGAAACGCAAUUCCGGCGAUUCUACACCGGAAUCAACAGUCGGAGUUCAACACAGCCACGGCGCACUUAGAGAGCAUGGUUCCCUGACUCUUUACAUCCGCCGCCGGUUGCCGCCACUUGGGGAGAAUCUGUUCCAAGUGGUGGUGGAACCCACAUGCGAGCUGCCCAAGUCUGGACUUCAUGACGGCGACCAACUGGUGGAAAGAAUUAAUGAAGCUCUAAAUGCCUUCCAUCCAUUUGACCUUUACGAAAGAGAGCACUUGCUCGAAUGGAACUUCUUGACAGGGGAACUUCAAGAAAUGGAUGAUGAAGAGCUUGAUUUCCAAGAAGUAUUGAGGAAACUUGCAAUUGUGGUGUACAGGGUCGUCCCUGUUUUCUGAGAAAGCUGUUUGAUUCUUCAAUUGAUCUCCGAUCCUCAAGAUAAAUCUUGCGUGUCACCCUUAUGUUACUUUCUUUAUACUCCGUAUAUUAUUAGUUGAAACUUAUUAUUUAAUUUUUUAUUCAAUCUAAGAUUUUUAUGAAUACUUUUAUUACUCCCUCCGUCCUAGAGUAUUUGUCCACUUUCGUUUUUGCACACCAUCUAAUGCACUUCUUUAAUCCAUUUUAUCUUGUAAUUUGUAUAUUAAAAAAUUAUAGAAAUUAUAUAUUAAUAAUCUAUAUGUUAAGACAAAUCAAACAAGAUCACACAUGACUAUAUUUAGGCUUACACAUUG
Cuscuta campestris is the source of this 769-nucleotide messenger RNA. The record is from the annotation of a GenBank genome assembly. Lineage: Eukaryota; Viridiplantae; Streptophyta; Magnoliopsida; Solanales; Convolvulaceae.